AGGAGAGGAGAUUGGAGAACGGCAUCGAGCUAAACUAAGAAGCAGCCAGCAAUAAUUAACUUCGAGGCAAAAUGAAGAGGGGCGCAGCAUCGAUUCUGGUGUUCGUGUUCGUAGCCGCCGCGCUCUUGGCCGCUCGAUCCAAUGCUCGUUCCCAUCCCAAUGAGCAAGGGGGCAUCACAAGUCUCAACGACGACUACUGUCAGGGUCCUCCCUGCGACGUAUGUGGCAUUUGCACAAGGUCAUUGCCACCGCUUUGCAAUUGCGAGGAUGUGACUCUCCUGGGCUGCCGUGAAGACUGUCGUAGGUGUGAACCAGUCUUAUUUCCUCCCGGCUUCCGCUGUCUGGACAUGUACUACUACGAGUGCAAGAACUACGGUCAUCGGUUCGCCAAGCCUGCUGCUACUGUUAUUACUACUACUACUACCGAAUCAAUCAACUGAUCCGAUCCACCUACUACGUGUGUCUGUGUAUGCUGCUGGCUAGCGCAGCUUACUAUAUCUAUGUUCACUGCUUAAAUAAGAGAGGAACAUGCCAAUGAAUGAUUGCCUGUGAAUGAUGUUAUCAAUAAAUGCUAGCUCUCCGGCCAUAUCUAUCUAUUAAUUUUAAAGCAUGAGAGGAAUGAGAACUAUCUGAUUGAAUGUCUUUA
Messenger RNA from Asparagus officinalis (garden asparagus), 646 nucleotides. RefSeq names its product Bowman-Birk type proteinase inhibitor D-II-like. The coding region runs from base 72 to 440 and encodes 122 amino acids. Lineage: Eukaryota; Viridiplantae; Streptophyta; Magnoliopsida; Asparagales; Asparagaceae. The transcript has 2 exons. Gene Ontology annotation, cellular component: extracellular region. Gene Ontology annotation, molecular function: serine-type endopeptidase inhibitor activity. The record is from RefSeq and is a predicted model, not a curated record.